Gopherus evgoodei (Goodes thornscrub tortoise) is the source of this 2536-nucleotide messenger RNA. RefSeq lists its product as uncharacterized. The transcript is spliced from 11 exons. NCBI's taxonomy places the organism in Eukaryota, Metazoa, Chordata, Testudines, Testudinidae. Bases 367 to 1812 code for a protein of 481 amino acids. The record is from RefSeq and is a predicted model, not a curated record.
CAUCUUCCUCCUGCAGAUCAAUCCAGCAGCUCAGCAACAUGGGUCCCAGACCACGAACAGCAAGAGGGAGCCCGCACAGGCUGUGAAAUGGGACAGGUGACAAAGCUACCCACUCAUUCUGGUUUGUGGCUCGUGUUGGCCCCAGCUAUGUCUGUUUUGCUUCAUGCAUAUUUCAGCUCACAAAGAUGCAAGCAUUAAACCCAAGCCCUCUACUGUGCACCUGAUCUUUAUCUUCGGAAAAAGGAAAUUAACGGGACUUUGAGACACACAAUCGGCAGGUUUACCCAUUGUAAACGCUUUCUUUGAGAAAGCAAAAUAAACCAGGCACUCGUCAGAGCCUUGAGCAGUGAGCACCGAGCUGGAGCCAUGAGGACUGUGGCACUCUGUGUGCUUGUUUCUAGUGUGAUACAGAACUGCUGCUUGAGGAGCAGCCAGUGCAGUGCAGAACUGGGUGGCGAAGUGAACACCUGGGAUGAGGGAGUGCGAAAUACCCCAGCCUCUGUCACCAGCCUCCUGCAGCUCAGACGGGCCGAUGCCAGAGGAGAGGGGCUCUCUGCUAAGAUCCCUCUGGUAAAAGCAAGUGAGGCAGCUCACAUGAGGGGAACCAGCUCCUCACCACAUCCUGGCCCCAGCCCAGAUUCAGGAGCCUCCUUUAGUUCCUCCGCCACGGGGAGGGCCCUGCCUGCAGGAGAAAUUUCUGCCCUGGCGUUGCCCUUGGAACAGGAAGGUGAAGGAAUUGGCACUGCAGCCCCAGCAGGGAGUUAUCCUGGAGUUAUCGAGCAUCCCUCAGGGAUCUGGAGCAAGGAAAUCCCCGCUCGCAACAGGAGCAAAGCGUAUUCUCUGCCUGCUGGGAACACUACAGGGAUGGUCCGAUUGUCCACUCAAAGGAAACAGGACAGUGCCACCCGGCCUCCAGUCACGACAGCAAGGCAGAAAUCUCCACCUGCUUCCAACUGGCUCCCUGUCCUGGAGAAACAUGACAUCCCGGUGGUUGUGGGAGUCUCCGUGUCUCUGGCUUUGAUAUUCAUUUCCAUGGGGGUGUAUUCGUUCCGCCAGAAAGUAGAGCACGCCAAAGGCAAUAGUAUCUCAUCUCAAAAAUCCUCUAACUCUAGGAGAAGGAGAAAUUACUUGGAAGCAGUCGAGGCGUAUGAGAACAGGGCUUUCGAAGUUGAAUGCACUGUCGACGCUGUUGAGCAGAAUCCAUACGACACCACCAUUUCCCCCAGCCUGCUGCACUCCAACCCCACGCUCCCUGCAGAGGCGGCUGGGCAUCGAGAGGAACCCCUGGGUGUUGCUGCUGGCGAGGCUCUGCAGACAGCACAGGCCAGGGCAGUGGACUCCCCAGUGUCCCUGCAGCGUGAGUCUGCUCAUCAGGAGAAACACCCAAGCCCUGUGCCCACGCAGUUGAAGAGUGCUGGGCCCAAGGAGCCUGCUGCCAGGGCUCCUGGCAUCUGCUCUGCAACCUCUCUGGCUCUUCAGCACAUUGGCACCACGUUGUAUUUCCACGGGCCUGAGCCGCUGCUCCAGAGCAUCGUACCGCUCAGGAGGAACACCAGUGGGAAUCAUGGCCAAGUUACCGCAGCCCCUGUGGUGGGGAUGAUGGAGCAUUCCCCUCCCGGAGAUCAGUCCAGUGCUGAAAUAGCCAUGAUGUCUGUUACUGUGGAAAUACACCUGUAUCCUUGCAACACAGAGAUGUCCUCACCCUCAGCAGCCACGCAGAAUGUGUCCGAUUCAUCUCAUCCAGAGGCAGCCGGGGCAGCAUCCCAGCAGCCAGCUUCACUGGUUGGCCCUGGGCCCAGGAGUUUUUUGUGACUGGAUUAAAACUGACCCGUGAAGUCUUGAAAAGGACAAAAUAACUCUUCUCUGGCAGAGGGAGGCCAGGAGCAGACAUGUGCCCUGAUGAUGGGUGCUCUGAAGUGGGUCAGACUAUUCUACUAUGUAUAUGGAUGUUUGUUCUUAUCAUGGCUUCUGUUUCUUUGGUCCUCCUCUUCUGCUCCUGUCUCUAGCUUUUUGAGUCACUGUCCUCUGUGCUACAUCAGCCACAGAACCCCCAGCUGCAGAAUGUUGAGCCAGAAAUAGCAAGAAGUCGCUCCAAGCCAUCGAAUCCCUUGGCACUGUGUGCCGGUAGAGUCACAAUUAGGGCUUGGGACAUUCUUGGCUUGGAGAAUGAAUUGAGGACAGUUACAAGACCAUUGUUUUACUGUGCAGAUUGCAAAGCCCUGUGUCCUGGGAGCAUCCAGGGAAGGACACAGCGAGAUCAUAGGCAAACACUGCAGCGCCAUGUGACUGAAGCAGAACAAAGGCUGUUAUGAUGAAACGGAAGAAGUGCACUGAACCCUACAGGAAGCAUUCCGUGUGUCUGGCAUGGAGAUGUGUGAAAUUGUGGCUGAUUCUGUGAUGUGGACACAGAACCCUGCUGAGGGAGAUUAACAUAGGGAUAGAUGUUAUGCUAGGGAGACGCUGUGUGAGAAUGUAAGCGCUGUGUUGUCAGCAUCUGGAGCUUUAAAAUAAACCUAUGGUAACAUGGAUGAAAUGU